AUGGAGAGAGACAAGAUACUCGUGGCAUUUACCCUCACCUACGACAAGGUCAGACCACAGCUUAAUGUGCUGCUGGACGACGUUUCCAACCGGUGGGAGGGAGCCACGGAUUCAACACUUCCCAACGAACUUCAAGACACGAUAUGCCGUGUCGUGGAAAAAGAGGCGGCGAGGAACAGUCUGUCGGUUCCAGAAAUGAGAAGCUUCGUGGACCAACUGAAACGUGCUUUUCAAGACAUGCUUAGGAUGCAGAAGGAGAAGAACCCUCACCGACCUGUUCAGUACGAAUCUGUGAUCAGGCGCAUGAAGACGGAGAAACCGGGCAGGACGAAGGGCAGUUGA
Molecule: messenger RNA, 342 nt
Organism: Pochonia chlamydosporia 170
Lineage: Eukaryota; Fungi; Ascomycota; Sordariomycetes; Hypocreales; Clavicipitaceae
Exons: 1
Coding region: 1-342 (113 amino acids)
Source: RefSeq, a predicted model, not a curated record